This is a messenger RNA of Lates calcarifer (barramundi perch), 3209 nucleotides long. RefSeq names its product SPT2 chromatin protein domain containing 1 (gene spty2d1). The record is from RefSeq and is a predicted model, not a curated record. Lineage: Eukaryota; Metazoa; Chordata; Actinopteri; Centropomidae. The transcript has 6 exons. Gene Ontology annotation, cellular component: nucleolus. Gene Ontology annotation, biological process: nucleosome assembly; regulation of DNA-templated transcription. Gene Ontology annotation, molecular function: DNA binding; histone binding. The coding region runs from base 492 to 2663 and encodes 723 amino acids.
UCUCACUUCCUCACAAUACUCUCUGAACCCUUUAAUUCUUUGGGGUUUCUCGCCGUUAGUCUCUACCAACACCCGGCGUGUGAUAUGGCUAAGUUUUUAUUGUUUUCUUUCACUAGGUCUCAAACAUACUAGUAUUUUGAUGGACCUGUCCUUAGUAUGGUGUGUUAUAUCAGUACAAAGGGCUAGUUCGUCUUUCAGGCUUCUUGGUUGGCUAAUGUUAGUAAACGUAAGGUUAGCUAACUUGGCUAGUAUGUGCUAACCUAAGCUGAUAAAGUAAAGUAACGUUACUUGCUCGGUAUGCAGUUUUUCUUCCCAUGGACUGUGUUUGGUAAAGUGGUUUCUUUAUAGUUAUCUAAGUGCUGUUUGGUAGAGCAAAAUCCAGCUCUAACUUACCUCGUUUGUAAGCUAAACGCUAACGGUGAGCUCGGCACUCCUGGUUGAGUUUUGCUCGAUACGCCUCAGACACCUAGCUUUUAUCAUCUGCUGCCAAAAUGAUGGAUUUUGAUAACAUAUUGGACAUCGCCUCGCAAAACCAGGGCCUCAGCAAUGUACAGAAGAGAUACAGUUUACAAGCUGGACCACCCAAAAAGGACCCAAAGUCAAAAGGUGUAAAUCCUGCUGCUGUGCAGGCACUUCUGAGGAAGCAACACACUGAGACCAAAAAGAAAGAACUGCAAUUGAAGAAAAAGAAGGAAGAACUAAUCGCCAAAAGGGUUGAGCUGAAGUCGGACCGUAAAGCACGAGCCAUGGCCUCCAGAACCAAGGACAAUUUCAGAGGCUAUAACGGCAUCCCAGUGGUAGACGUUCCUAAGAAGAGGAGAUCAAAACAUGAUAUGCAGAACAAUAUGUCAAUGGAUGGUCAAGGAUUUAGGAAUGACUCAGUUGACCCAGACGACGAGGAUAAUUAUGAGUAUGAACAGACGGAUUCAGAACCAGAGCCUGAGCCAGAGCCGCUGAGACCAGGGAAGGCCACAGGUUUUAGUGGGAGUAGUAGUAGUGGUAGCAAGCCCUCCUCUAAAAAAACCAGUGGGGCACCCAAGCCUGCUCCACCUACCAUGAACUUUGCAGACUUACUCAAAUUGGCAGAGAAGAAGCAAUAUGAACCAGUUGAUCUAAAACCCAAGGUGGUAAGAAAGGAAGAAAGGCUCCGCACAGCUGAUGAGAUAAGGGAACUGGAAAUGGAACGUAAGGCUAAGAGACAGGACAAGGACAAAGAUUCAAAGACAGAGAGAGAAAGAGAUAGUAAGUCUCAAUCUAGCUCUAGUUCAAUUAAAAAAAACACUUUAGAGAAGGAGCAGAAGAACUGCAAACCACAAAAAAACUCCUUAGAAAAACCAAGUCUGCCGAGUGGGUCAGGGAAGAAGUCGCAUGGUGAUAGAGGCCACUCUUCUUCCAAGCCCUCUGGUGGUGACAGGGAGAGAGAGAGACCCAAGAUGUCUCACAGUGACAGAGACAGAUCCAAGACUAUUUUGCCUAGUUCAUCUGGUGCCAUAAACAGUAAAGUUCCUUCGAAAGCCACAUCUUCUCAGGUUUCAGCCAAACAAGGGCCCCCCAGGCCCUCAUCUAGCCACAAAUCCAGCACCUCAAGUGACCUUAGCAACAAAAAAGAAAGCUUAUCAAUACUUCAAGGAAGAGCUUCAGGUAUUCCUGGGACCAGACCUCCAGGUACAAGUGUAACAGGCCAAAAAUCUCAACAUGGGAGCUCUCAACAGACCAGGCCCAGUCAGGGUAGUUCUGUGAAACAGGGUUCUGUAGUUGGGGGCCACAAGUCGGGAAAAGGAGAACCACUAAGGCCUGGAAUUAAUUCUGCAGUAAAAUCAAGUGGUAAUUCAGUAAUGAGAAAUUCAUUAGGCGGCCCUCCUAAGGCAGGGAGCCAACCUCAGCCAAGGCCUGGAGGCACACUCCAGGCAAAAGCUGGUGGUGUUGCACAGUCCAGGCCUGGUGGAAGUGGUCUACAAGGUCACCCUGGAGGUAGUGGAUUCCGUCCUCAAGGGACUGGACCUGGUCGGCCUGGUAGUGGGGGCCCAGUUCCAGGACGAUCAGCAGGCAGCAUCGGAUCAGGACCUGGAAGACCCAAGUGUACUGUGGUGUCAGAGACCAUCUCAUCCAAGAAUGUUGGUGGACCCAGACCAGGAGUCCCUCCUCGGCCAGGCAUGCCACAGAGACCUGGGAUGGUACCUAGACCGGGAAUGCCACAAAGACCGGGAAUGCCACAAAGACCGGGAAUGCCACAAAGACCGGGAAUGCCACCCAGACCUGGAAUGCCACCCAGACCAGGAAUGCCACCCAGGCCGGGAAUGCCAGCUAGACCUAUGAUGAACAGGCCACCGGGUACAAUGUUACCGCCUAUCACAUCUGCCUACAAGAGGAAAUAUGAAGAUGAGGAAGAUGAGUAUGACUCAGAAAUGGACGAUUUUAUUGAUGACGGAGGUGAUGAGCAAGAGGAAAUUUCCAGGCACAUUAAGGAAAUCUUUGGCUAUGAUCGAGCCAAAUACAAGGAUGAGAGUGACUAUGCACUAAAAUUCAUGGAGAGCAGCUGGAGAGAUCUGCAGAAAGAAGAAGCCAGGAGCCUGAGAAUGGCUGUGCAAGAAGAUCUGGAGGAGGAGAAAAGAGAGCAAGAGGAGCUGAAAAGGAAAUGUGCCAAGAAGAGAAAAAAUAACUGAAGCUCCUGACUGACUGAAUGAAUAACCCCCCCCCAGUGUCUCUGGAAACAUGGAGCAAUGGGUGUACUGUCUUAAGAGAUGUCCAGUGACUGUGUAUACCCUGGCCUCCAUUGCUUUCUUUCUGAAUUUCUCCAUGUUCGGACAAAAACUUGAGUGGACACGUGUGACAUUGGCUCAAGAGAUAAAGAGAGGAAGAAUUUUAGUCAGAGACAACCUGAAAAGGUCAAAGAUAAAAUAUGCACAAAUCAUUCAGUCAUUAGGUCAUUAGAAUAUAAUGAAAAAAGUUGUCACAUUUUCCUUGUAAUAUUAUUUAUUUCCCCCUCUGGGUGCAGGGUUUACACUGUCAGCAGUCCUAAUUUCUAAAAGGAACUGAGCUGCAAAGAGAUAUAUAAAUGUGGAAGAGUGGUUGUUUUUUUUAAACUAACAAUGGCAUAUAAUGUCAGAUGCUGAUAACAUGCUAUUUUUUGACCAGAAGAUGUUGCAUAUUUUUCCAAACAAACUUUGAUUGUAAAGUCAGUUGAAUAUGCAGAAAACAUUACCACCUGA